Molecule: messenger RNA, 635 nt
Organism: Lytechinus variegatus (green sea urchin)
Lineage: Eukaryota; Metazoa; Echinodermata; Echinoidea; Temnopleuroida; Toxopneustidae
Exons: 5
Coding region: 144-635 (163 amino acids)
Cellular component (GO): cytoplasmic vesicle
Source: RefSeq, a predicted model, not a curated record
UUGCUGCGCCUUAUCAAAUAAAUGACGUCACUGAGAGCAAUAUACUGUCGCCAGUAGUCUCAUCUACAGACCCGUUACCGAAUGUUGGCGUCCCUGUUUAUACGCCAAUAUUUAACGAAGAUGCAGAUAAGCAAUGGAAAUGGAUGCGAACAUUUCCACGAGUUUCUUUCGACGAUGAGUCCGGCUCGGCUCGCAUAUCAUGCCGUACUUUUACAAACAUGACACAGAAGCGAAUCUAUGAGGUUUUUCGUCAUUUCUACGUUUACGAUGCUUUUGUGAGAGACGUGCAGACUGGGACACGAGCAAUGUUGCAGUCAAGCUUUUCGCGGGAAGAGGGUCUCCAGCGAGUGACAAAAGCUUUGAUUGACAGGCUUAUAUCUACAGGACAGAUGACAGAAUCGUCAUCAUGCUUGGUGCCCGCUUACUCAUCGCCUCUCCUGCUCAUCCAAGGAGCUUGCCCGCCAAAACAUGGAAUCGAAUGCGACACGGUAUGCGAGUUUGCUUGCAGUGACAGCAGCUACACAUUGCUGGGGAGUUCUACAAUAAAAUGCCAGCCAAAUGGAACCCUCUCUGAUGAAUUUCCCCGCUGUAAAGAUACCCCUGGUAAAUUCGAAUUUCAGUCUUACGGAUCGUAA